UGACCAUCUCCUCCCCUCCCUCCCCUUCCCUCCCCUCCCCUCCCCUCCCCCAAUCCCGACAUGGGGUUGCCUUCAAACAUACGUGCCAUCUACAGGAGCCCCACCAUCUUCACCUCCCUAAUUCUCUUGCUCACUGCAAGCUCUCCCUUCUUCUUCUCCUUCUGCCUGGCCAUUGAUGAACAAGGUUUAGCUCUGCUGUCAUGGAAACGCAGCCUCAACAGCUCCACAGACGCACUCAGCUCGUGGAAGCCAUCGGACCCCGAUCCAUGCAAGUGGUUUGGAGUUUCCUGCAACUCCAAACUAGAGGUCAUCAGCCUGAGCAUCACGUCGGUCGAUCUGCAAGGCUCAUUGCCUUCCAAUCUUCAACCUCUAAAGUCCCUGAAGACUCUUGUUCUGUCUGUUACCAACAUCACUGGUCCAAUCCCGAGAGAGUUCGGCGACUACCGCGAGCUUGCCAUCGUCGACCUCAGCAGAAACCAAAUCACGGGCGAGAUCCCUGCGGAAGUUUGCAAGCUCAGCAAACUCGAGUCGCUCGUUUUGAAUUCCAAUUCUCUCCAAGGCGCCAUUCCUGCUGAUAUCGGAAACCUCUCCAGCCUCACAUACUUGACUCUCUACGACAACUUCCUGAGCUCCGAGAUCCCGGCGAGCAUCGGGAAACUGCAGAAGCUCGAGGUUUUCCGGUCUGGCGGUAACCAGAAUCUCAAAGGCUCGUUGCCCCCGGAGAUUGGAAACUGCAGCAACUUGGUCAUGUUGGGCCUCGCCGAAACCGGCAUUUCGGGGAAGCUUCCCUCAACGAUUGGAUUGCUCCAAAGGCUGCAAACCAUCGCCAUCUACACUGCGAUGAUCUCAGGUACGAUCCCGGAAGAGAUUGGCAACUGCACCGAGCUAACCAGCUUGUAUCUGUAUCAGAACUCUCUGUCAGGCCCGAUUCCUUUCAAGCUUGGCAAGCUUGAAAACCUUCGGAGUCUGCUCUUGUGGCAGAACAGCCUGGUCGGCUCUAUCCCGCCAGAGCUCGGCCGAUGCAAACAGCUCGUGCUCGUCGACCUGUCGAUGAAUCUUCUGACCGGAAGCAUUCCCCGGAGCAUCGGGAACCUGACCAAUCUCCAACAGCUUCAGUUGAGUACUAAUCAGCUGUCAGGCCUGAUUCCGCAGGAGAUUUCGAGCUGUGCUGCGCUGACCGAUCUCGAGGUCGACAACAACGAGCUCUCCGGCGAGAUUCAAAUCGACUUCGCAAAGCUGGAGAACCUCACUCUGUUCUAUGCUUGGCAGAACAGGCUGACGGGGAGCAUUCCGGCCAGUUUAGCUCAAUGUCCGAAUUUGCAGUCCGUCGAUCUCUCGUACAACAAUCUCACCGGGCCGAUUCCCAAGGACCUGUUCGGAUUGCAGAACCUCACCAAACUGCUCCUCCUGUGGAAUGAACUGUCGGGAUUUGUACCACCAGAUAUUGGCAAUUGCACAAAUCUUUUCCGGCUCCGGCUGAAUGGUAACCGGCUCGCGGGAACCAUGCCAGCGGAAAUUGGCAAUCUGAAGAGCCUGAAUUUUCUUGACAUGAGCAACAACCUGCUUAUAGGUCCGAUCCCGACGGCGAUAUCGGGAUGCGAGUCCCUCGAAUUCCUCGAUCUCCACUCCAAUGCUUUGACCGGAGGCUUGCCGGAGUCACUGCCAAAGAGCCUACAAUUCAUCGACGUCUCCGACAACAGGCUCAGCGGACCGUUAAGCGCCGCUAUCGGUUCACUGCCGGAGCUGACCAAGCUCAUCGCGGGAAGAAAUCAGCUCUCUGGUGGGAUCCCAGCAGAACUUGGAUCAUGCAGCAAGCUACAGCUACUGGACGUCGGUGAUAACUCUUUCUCCGGAAGGAUUCCUGGCGAGCUAGGCCAACUUCCGGCGCUCGAGAUCUCGCUUAAUCUCAGCUGUAACCAUCUCUCCGGCGAUAUCCCGGCCCGACUCUCCGCCCUCGAGAAGCUUGGAUGCCUCGACAUCUCCCACAACGAGCUCUCCGGCAACCUCGACGUGCUCGCCGUGCUGCAGAACCUCGUCACGCUUAACGUGUCCUUCAACGCCUUCUCGGGCGAACUGCCCGAUACUCCCUUCUUCAGGAAGCUCCCGCUCUCCGAUCUCGAAGGCAACCAUGGGCUGUUCAUAGCCAACGGCCCUGCAACACAAGAACCAUCGAGCAGAGCAGCAAUCUCCGCUCUGAAGCUCGCCAUGUCGGUCCUGAUCAGCGUCAGCGCAUUACUGCUGCUGACGGCCGUCUACGUGAUGGUACGGUCUCGUACCGCCCCUCGCCGACACGCGGACGACACGUGGGAGAUCACCCUCUACCAAAAGCUCGACUUCUCGGCAGACGACGUAGUCCGGGGACUGACAUCGGGGAACGUAAUAGGGACCGGAAGCUCCGGCGUGGUCUACAAGGUCGGGACUCCGAGCGGCGACACGCUGGCCGUCAAGAAGAUGUGGUCGUCGGACGAGUCAGGGGCGUUCCGCAACGAGAUCGCCGCCCUGAGCUCGAUAAGGCACCGGAACAUCGUGCGCCUGCUGGGGUGGGGCGCCAACCGGAGCACCAAGCUGCUGUUCUACAACUAUCUACCGAACGGGAGUCUGAGCGGGUUCCUUCACCGGAGCGGGAAGGAGCAGGUGGAGUGGGAGACGAGGUACGAGAUCAUGAUCGGGCUGGCUCACGCCAUAGCCUAUCUGCACCAUGACUGCGUGCCGGCCAUCUUGCAUGGAGACGUCAAGGCCAUGAAUGUGCUGCUGGGGCCGAGAUUUGAACCAUACUUGGCGGACUUCGGCCUGGCCAGAGUACUAACCGGUGGUGAUACUACACACAAGUUGGAGUCCAAAGCCUGUCCUCGUAUUGCCGGUUCCUAUGGAUACAUUGCUCCAGAGUAUGCUUCGACGCAACGGAUAACAGAGAAGAGUGAUGUCUACAGCUACGGUGUUGUGUUGCUCGAAGUCCUAACAGGGAGGCAUCCACUGGACCCGUCGCUGCCCGGGGGAAUGCAUUUGGUGCAGUGGGCGCGAGAGCACUUGCAGAGCAAGCGCGACCCGGUGGAGCUGCUCGACGCCAGGUUACGAGGCCGGCCGGACCACCAGACACAAGAGAUACAGCAGGCGCUUGCAAUCGCUUCGUUGUGCGUCGGUGCGCGGGCCGAAGACCGGCCGACCAUGAAGGACGUGGCUGCACUGUUGAAGGAGAUCAGACGGCCGGCGAACGAAGAGCCCAAAGAGUCGGCGGCGGUAUCUGCAGCCGCCGCCGCCGCCGCCGCCGCCGCUUCUCCCGUCCGGAAUGUGGACUUGGUAGGCUCUUCCAAUUGCUCAUUUGCAAUGUCGGAUUACUCCAGCUGAACAAAGACUGCACUGGUAACAGUUUUUGGAAUGACUUAUCAUUCAGUAAAAAGAAAUGCAAAUCAUCAUAACUGUACAUGUAUUUUACUUGCAUUUGUGGGAUUGCUGCUACUUCAGAUACAUGUUAAUCUUGUCAAAUUCACUAGAGUUUUAUAUCAUGAAAUGCCGAGGACAGGUGAAGGAUGUGUUGAGACACGAGGGAUAAGAGAUGGAGUUUUCUGUCUUGAAGUCGAUCCAAUGAUUUGGGUUAGAACAUUGCCAAGAUGACUGAAACAGUAGAUCUGAUAAAAAGAAUAAACUCUUUCCGGCAAGAGAAUCACAUGUCCUGAUGCUAUCAAUACACCUCCCCACAUGGUAGAGACAGAAGACCUCAACAAGCAAUAAGAAAUGACUGUUUGAUAGAUCGAGCAAGUCUUCUUUCUGUCAUUGCUUUUCAUGGACUUUAAGCUCAAAUCAGCCUUUCAAGUAAAUGUAUUAGAACAGAUGGUAUCUAUUCCUCUACAUAUUUUCUGUA
This is a messenger RNA of Musa acuminata subsp. malaccensis (wild Malaysian banana), 3859 nucleotides long. Its product is annotated as leucine-rich repeat receptor-like serine/threonine-protein kinase RGI4. Gene Ontology annotation, molecular function: protein kinase activity; protein binding; ATP binding. The record is from RefSeq and is a predicted model, not a curated record. Gene Ontology annotation, biological process: protein phosphorylation. NCBI's taxonomy places the organism in Eukaryota, Viridiplantae, Streptophyta, Magnoliopsida, Zingiberales, Musaceae.